Molecule: messenger RNA, 2958 nt
Organism: Rubroshorea leprosula
Lineage: Eukaryota; Viridiplantae; Streptophyta; Magnoliopsida; Malvales; Dipterocarpaceae
Source: the annotation of a GenBank genome assembly
CACUGGCAGGCACACGAGUACUAGCGUAUAAUCCCCACUAGUAGGGCCACGAGCGAACCGGUUCUAUCACGAACAUGUCGACAUGUGCUAGUGUUUGUCAAGGAAAGGAAAACUGGAAAGGUAGAUCGAAAUCUGGCAGAAUGGAGGAAAGCUUAGCCAUUGAAAAUCAAAAGAGGUGGCAAAACAAAAAUUAUCAAGCUGCAGAUAACAGAUCCAAAUUUGCAGGCAAGGCAAAUAUUGAAUGCUUUAAAAGUCAUAAGUAUGACCAUUAUCGUUAUGAGUGCCAUGCUAAUAUGAAUAGAGAAAGUUCCAAUUUUGCAGAACACAAUGAGAAGAAUGAUGAUUCCUCUUUAUUCAUGGUCUGUCAUCCUAAAGAAGUUAGCAAGAAUGUGUGGUAUUUGGAUACUAGUUGCAGCAGCCAUAUGUGUGGAGACAAAUCUGCGUUUUCAGAUCUGGAUGAGUCUUGUCAAGACAAGGUGAAGUUCGGUGAUAAUUCCACUAUUGCAGUCAAGGGAAAGGGAAAGGAGUUUUGGCCAGAAGCUGUUAAUUGGAGUGUUUAUAUCUUGAACAAAAGUCCCACAUCUCCACUUCUAGAUAGGACGCUAGAAGAGGCUUCGAGUGAGCGUAGACCUGCUGUUGACUACUUCAGAAUUUUUGGGUGCAUAGCAUAUGCACAUGUGCCAGAUCAAAAAAGGAGUAAGCUUGAUGACAAAGGGGAAAAGUGUAUUUUCCUUGGUGUUAGUGAUCGGUCCAAAACUUACAGAAUAUACAAUCCUUUAACCAAGAAGGUCAUCAUUAGUAGUGAUGUAGUGUUUGAUGAAGCAAGCACUUGCUCUUGGAUAGAAAAAUCUAGGGGACAAAUUUCUGUAGAUUUCGAAAAUGGAAAAGAUUUGACUAUGCAGAACUCAAAAGGUCAGACAAAGCAGAUUGGAGAUUGUGAUCCUUUGACAUAUGAAGAGGCUAUUAAAGAAGAAAAGUGGCAAAAAGCCGUAGCAGAAGAAAUUGGUUCUAUUGAAAGGAACCAGACUUGGAAGUUGACAGAUCUUCUAGAAGGGCACAAGACAAUUGGUGGUUACAAGCAAGAGUUUGGCAUUGAUUAUCAAGAAGUUUUUGCUCCAGUUGCAAGGAUGAACACCAUUAGAUUGGUGAUUGCUUUGGCAGCACAGAACUCAUGGCCGAUCCACCAGCUUGAUGUGAAAUCAGCCUUCUUGCAUGGAACUCUGCAAGAACAUGUAUUGAUUGAUCAACCUCCUGGUUAUGUGAAAUCUAGUUUUGAGCAUAAGGAACUUCUGGACAGAUUUCAAAUGAAGAACUGCAAUUCUGUCACUACACCAGUUGACAAAGGUGUAAAGCUCGUGAAAGAUCUAAGAGGCAGAUUUGUGGACAACAAACUGUAUAAAUAUAUGGAGCAUCCAAAGGAGUUGCACUUGCAUAAAAGAAUUCUCAGUCAUUUACGUGGAACUAUAGAUUUUGGACUAUUCUACAAGAAGGGUGACCAAAUAGAUCAUGCAGGUUUUACAGACAGUGAUUUUGCUGGAGAUCUAGAUAAUAAAAAAAGCACUUCUGGGUUUGUUUUUAUGUUGGGAUCUGGGGUAGUUUCGUGGUCUUCAAAGAAACAGUCCAUUGUGACUUUGUCCACAACAAAAGUAGAGUAUGUGGCAGCGACUUCUUGUGCUUGUCAAGCUAUAUGGUUGAGAAGAGUUCUGGAAGAACUUGAGUUGAAUCAACAUGAGGCCACUUCAAUUUAUUGUGAUAACAGUUCAGCUAUCAAGCUUUCCAGAAAUCUAGUUCUACAUGGGAAAAGCAAGCAUAUACAUGAAUCAGAAAGCUACAAAACACUGAUUCGGCAGCACGUAGACCUACAAAUAAUACAAUCCAGACUUGAGAAAGGGCUGUAUUCCGAUUGUACCGCGAAGUUCUUUAGAGAUCUCCUACUUUUGUUCAACAACAUCACCAUUUUCUACCACAAAAGUUCUCAGGAACAUAUUGCCGCUCAAGAGCUCCAGAAAUUGGUCUGUAAGGAAAUGAUGACACUGUUGCCCACGAAACCAGUACAGGAACCUGCGACUUCUGUGAAAUUUGAACCUGACAAACAACGGGCUUCGCUUUCAAAACCUACCAAGUCUUCCACCAUGGUUGCUUGUGGUAAGCACAGUUCCAUCAAAGCAAUAACCGAGAAUGAUAGUAAGAAGGGAGAUAAAAAGGAGAGAGAGGUUGAGGAAAAGCCGAAGGCGAAUGAGAAGAAGGUUGAUGGUUCUCUAGUAGGGAUUGAUGAGAAGGGUAUAAGGAAGAAAAGGAGUAAAGAAAGAUCAGUAACGGGCCAGAGAAACUCUAGAACAAGCAACAAGAGUGGGGAGGUAAAGCAUGAGUUUGGUGGCAACGAGCUUAGCUCUCAUGAUACUUUGGAGCUUAAAACGGAUAAGCAAGAAAGUGUGGUGAGGAAAAAACAAGGUGCGGCAAGUUUCUUGAGAAGAAUGAAGCAGAAUUCGCCAAGUGAAGUGAUAGAGAAUGAUAAUGAAGAUAAUGAUUCAGAGGACCAGAGCAAAGACGGAAAAGGGGAGGAGGAGAAAAAACAAGGAACAACUGAAGUAAUGGCACAAGGAAAGGUUCGUGUCAGCUCAUAGAGCACCACCAGUUGCACAAAGGAUAGCUGCAACAACAUCUGUCGUGGCAAGUUUGGACCUAAAGCAGGUUCUCUAUGUGGUGGUGUCAAUUGUCUUUGAUGGAGAUCAGAAGAAGAUACGCACAGAAAGCUCACUCGAAGAGGAAAAACAGAGAGGAGAAAUUGAGGGAAAACAUGGAAGACAUAUGUAACCAUACACCUUCAUCUUAUAUCAUUUACUGACAUAUGGAGCUUGCUUUUCACAUUGUACAAACUUGAGUGGUUCAAAUUACUAUCUACCAAAGUACAAAAAGACCGAUUACAUCACAUGACUCUAAUACAUUUAACAUAAUUAA